AUGGAUGUUUUGAAUAAUGGCAAGCUGUUGAAGGAAGUGAAUGCUACAACCAUCACUUUAAUUCCUAAAGUGAAAUGCCCAAAAACAGUAGUUGAGUUCAGACCUAUCUCAUGCUGUAAUACACUUUAUAAAUGUAUUACAAAGGUCCUUUGCAAUAGACUCAGAACUAUCCUACCUGAUUUAAUACUGGAAAAUCAAGGGGGAUUUAUGCAUGGGAGAUACAUUGCCCAUAAUAUAAUGGUGAUACAGGAUCUGAUGUUGGAGCAGCUAGGAUUCCCUAGGAAAUUUAUUCUCUUGGUGAUGGGAUGUGUCACUUCUCCUAGAUUUUCACUAUUUAUAAAUGGGGCUAUGAAGGAUUUUUUCCCUACUCAAAUAGGGCUGAGACAAGGGGAUCCUAUGUCUCCUUUGCUCUUUGUUAUCUGUAUGGAGUACUUAUCAAGGGUGCUUCAUAAAAUGAGUGAGCUAAAUCAGUUCAAGUUCCAUCCUAGGUGCAAGGAACUCAAGCUCACUCAUAUGUGUUUUGCUGACGAUUUAAUUCUCUGUUGCAAAGGAGAGUUUGCAUCCAUUUACCUAUUAAUGGGAGCUUUCAAGCUAUUCUCUCAUACCUCAGGGUUGAAUGCAAAUAUUGAGAAGUCAGCUUUGUACACUAGUGGAAUGCCAGCAACUGAAGUGCAGAGAAUUAUAGAUGCAUCAGGUUUUACACUCAGUAUAUUUUCUGCCUCAAAAAGUGCUACAAGAUGUGAUUACUACAGUGGUAAACCAGGAUAUAUAGCAUGGGAGCAAGUGUGUACAAGUAAGAAUAAUGGAGGACUGGGGUUCAGAGAUGUGAAGACAUGGAACAUUGCUAGUAUGGGCAAAUAUGUGUGGGCCAUUUCUUUCAAGCAAGAUAAUGUUUGGAUUAAAUGGGAAUUGCUAAAAGCAUGUUAUACAAGUGAUGAAUUGACAGCUAUGACUAGCUAUUCAGUAAAAGCAGUAUAUGAGAAGCUCAAGGGUGAGCAAGAGAGAGUGGUAUGGGGGAAAUUUGUCUGGAAUAGGUUGAGCAUGCCUAAACAUAGGUUCAUUCACUGGCUUGCAGUUCAGGGGAAACUUCAAACUACAGAAAAGCUUAAGCACAUUGGAGUUAGUGAUAAUGACCUGUGUUUGUUAUGUGGAAGCUACACUGAGACACACCAGCACUUGUUUUUUAAAUGCAAGUUUAGUAAUGAGUGUAUGCAAGGGAUUAAGAACUGGUUGGGGGUGAAGAAUAGCACUCUGGAUCUUCAUCAGCUAUGUAGAGGGGUCAGAAGAGGCUCAAGGACAAAGUUUCAGAAACAGAUGAUUUUAGCUGGGAUAGCAACUGUCAUUUACCAUGUUUGGAGAACCAGAAAUGUUUGCUAUUUGCAUCAUAAAGUAGACACUAUUAGUAGUAGCAUAAAAAUGAUUUAG
Messenger RNA from Beta vulgaris subsp. vulgaris (sugar beet), 1425 nucleotides. RefSeq lists its product as uncharacterized. The record is from RefSeq and is a predicted model, not a curated record. The coding region runs from base 1 to 1425 and encodes 474 amino acids. The transcript is spliced from 4 exons. NCBI's taxonomy places the organism in Eukaryota, Viridiplantae, Streptophyta, Magnoliopsida, Caryophyllales, Amaranthaceae.